Messenger RNA from Mercurialis annua (annual mercury), 1396 nucleotides. RefSeq lists its product as uncharacterized. Gene Ontology annotation, molecular function: structural constituent of ribosome. The record is from RefSeq and is a predicted model, not a curated record. The transcript is spliced from 8 exons. Bases 247 to 1173 code for a protein of 308 amino acids. Lineage: Eukaryota; Viridiplantae; Streptophyta; Magnoliopsida; Malpighiales; Euphorbiaceae. Gene Ontology annotation, biological process: translation. Gene Ontology annotation, cellular component: ribosome.
CCCACUCGAAAAAAACCCUUCUUCUUGUUCCAAAUUAUAGGCAGCAGCUGGGCAGCGAGCGAGUGAGCCAGUCGGCCUGCCCUAACCUUUGCUUUCCCUUCCAAUUCGAUCAGUCAGACACAAGCUUUUACUUCAUCCUCAGUUCAGCAUUUAGUGGACACUGUGAAUGUGUUGGUAGUCUCGAUAGAUAGCGCUGAUGAACAAGUUUUUGGAUCACUGAAGGCUUUCAUUUUGGUAGUCAAUCGAAUGGCAGUGUGCAUCUCCCGGAGGAUUCUACGCUCUUGUUGCUCCUUGCCCUCUCUCACUUGCAACUCAUUUCGACCUUCUAAUGGUUUUUGUGGCCAUUUAGAUUUAUUUUCUGCACAAUCUUCUAGCUUUCUAAAGAGAGGGGCGGCUUCCCUAGUUUACAGGAGGUUCUCAACGUCUGUCGACACUCUUGGGUCAACUGAUGGUUCAUUUCCUUCUGAAUUGCUGUCCGCAAAAGCUGCUCUUACACCAGAGACACCACAGCGUAAGAUAGGAUUCUGUGAGGACCUGGUGAUGCCAGUGACAAAUUUUCUUAAUGAAGACAAGGGUUUCAUGGUUUUGGCUGGCGAUGUUUUUGAUGUGCCUAUUAAGAAGCAUGUUGUGCAUCGUGUUGUGCGAUGGCAACUUGCAAAACGACAACAGGGUACGCAUUCUACUAAAACACUCAGUGAGGUUAGUGGGACUGGUAAAAAGCCGUAUCGACAGAAGGGUACUGGUCGAGCAAGGCAUGGGACACUGCGUGGACCACAGUUUAGAGGUGGUUGUGUAAUGCAUGGCCCUAAGCCAAGAAGUCAUGCCCUUAAAUGUAACAAGAAGGUUAGGCGCCUAGGGUUAAUGGUUGCUUUGACAGCUCGUGCAGCAGAAGGAAAGCUUCUGGUUUUUGAUGAUUUGGAAAUUCCUACUCACAAAACGAAGAAUAUUGUGAACUAUAUGGAGCAAAUGGAAGACACCAAAAAGCUGCUGUUGGUUGAUGGCGGCCCUAUAAAUGAAAAGCUGAAAUUGGCAACACAAAAUCUACAUUACGUCAAUGUGCUGCCUUCAAUAGGUCUGAAUGUGUAUAGCAUCUUGCUACAUGAUACACUGGUGAUGUCUCGUGAUGCUGUGAACAAGAUUGUGGAACGAAUGCACACUCCAAUUAAGCGAUGAAGUUGCAUCUUUGCUUGUGCUUUUAUAUGCCAGUCAGAAACAACCAGAAUAACAUGAAGCUUUUUGUGGUCAGAAAACGCAGCCGGAUUCCCCAUUUUCUUGCACUAGUUCUAGGAAGUUUUGUAGUGAGGACUUGGCGAAAGGUCUAGGCCUAUCCUGACACAUAUUUGGCAAUGGUGUUUCCCAGAGAAAAAUAGAAAUGAUAACUACUUUCACAUGGUCA